AUGGCUGCACAGCGGGCACUGCUUCUCCUUGGCUUCCUUCUGUUUAGGGGCCUGCUUUCAGAGGCCGCCAAAAUCCUGACUGUGUCCUUGGUGGGUGGAAGCCAUUAUCUACUGAUGGACCAGGUGUCUCAGAUUCUUCAAACUCAUGGUCAUAAUGUGACCUUAUUUCAACAGCAAGGACUUUCGUUAAUUUCAGAUUUUAAAGAGGAGAAAAAACCAUACCAAGUUAUCAAAUGGCUUCCACCUGAAACUUUUAAAGAAGAAUUUACUAAGCGUUUUGAUUUAUUGGUUGAAGAAGCUUUGCAUGGCAGAGGAACAUUUGAACAUUUUUUGAAGUUCAUGGAACAACUUGGAAUUCAGUGCAGUCAUUUACUAAGAAGAAAGGACAUCAUAGAUUCCUUAAAGGAUGAGAAUUUUGAAUUGCUAGUAUUGGAAAGUUUUGACUACUGUCCUUUCCUGAUUGCUGAAAAGCUUGGAAAAACAUUUGUAUCUAUUCUUCCUUCCUCCUUUGGCACUGUGGACAUUGGGCUGCCCAGCCCCAUAUCUUACAUUCCAGUAUAUGGUUCUUUGCUAACUGACCGCAUGGACUUCUGGGGACGAAUGAAGAACCUUAAGAAUUUCUUGGCAUUUUCUAUGAAGCAACGGCAAAUCCACUCUCAGUAUGAUAACACCCUCAGGGAGCAUUUUCCAGAAGGCUCUAGACCAGUGUUGUCUCAUCUUUUACUGAAAGCAGAGUUAUGGUUUGUUAACUCUGACUUUGCCUUUGAUUUUGCUCGGCCCCUGCUUCCUAAUACUGUUUAUAUUGGAGGUCUCAUGGUCAAACCCAUUAAAUCAGUACCGCAAGACCUUGAGACAUUCAUAGCCAAGUUUGGAGACUCCGGUUUUAUCCUUGUGGCCCUGGGUUCCAUGGUAAAUACCUAUCAGACCCAUGAGAUUCUCAAGGAAAUGAACAGUGCUUUUGCUCAUCUUCCCCAAGGAGUAAUCUGGAGAUAUAAGCAUUCACAUUGGCCCAAAGAUGUACAAUUGGCAGCAAAUGUGAAAAUUGUGGACUGGCUUCCUCAGAGUGACCUUCUAGCUCACCCUAAGAUCCGUCUUUUCGUCAACCAUGGCGGGCAGAAUAGCAUAAUGGAGGCCAUCCAACAUGGUGUGCCCAUGGUGGGGAUUCCACUCUUUGGAGACCAGCCUGAAAACUUGCUCAGAGUAGAAGCCAAAAACUUCGGUGUCACGGUCCUAUUAAAGCAGCUUAAGGCAGAAACUUUGACUCUUAAGAUGAAACAAGUCAUAGAAGACAAGAGGUACAAGUCUGCAGCUAUGGCUGCCAGCGUCAUCAGGAGCUCCCACCCUCUGAGCCCCUCCCAGAGGCUGGUGGGCUGGAUCGACCACAUCCUUCAGACAGGGGAUGGGGCCCACCUUAAGCCUUAUGCCUUCCAGCAGUCCUGGUAUGAGCAGUACUUGCUUGAUGUUUUCUUGUUCCUGCUGGGGAUCACUCUGCCUUUCAUGUGGCUUUGUGGGAGGCUGCUGUGCAUGGUGGCUAGGUGGUUGUGUGGGUCCAGGAAGCUGAAACAGACAUGA
Molecule: messenger RNA, 1572 nt
Organism: Chrysochloris asiatica (Cape golden mole)
Lineage: Eukaryota; Metazoa; Chordata; Mammalia; Afrosoricida; Chrysochloridae
Gene: UGT3A2
Product: UDP glycosyltransferase 3 family, polypeptide A2
Exons: 7
Coding region: 1-1572 (523 amino acids)
Molecular function (GO): UDP-glycosyltransferase activity
Source: RefSeq, a predicted model, not a curated record